AGCUCCUUAAAAUGUAAGCAGUUCCGAAGAGGAGGAGUAAAAGAAAAGUCAACUGGGCUCACGCUGGCUUUUCUAGAGACUAGAUGCGCAGCCUAACCCCCGUCCCCCCUCCGCCGCCGCCCCCGCCCCCGCCCCCGCGCCUUCCUGCAGGUGAUGGAGACGCUGUAAAGGACGAGGUACCCAGGUCCCGCCUCACGGGAGAGGUGGGGCGAGAACCUGGAACCAGGCUGCCCUCUGCCGGCGAGCCUGUGGAAUCGGCGCACGGUGGAGGAGUGCGGGGGCGGGGGUACCAGGCGCCAACUUCAGCCCCGCUCAACCGUAACCCGACGCCCCUCUGAACACCUCUCAGAUGGGGCGCAUCGCCAAAAAAGGGGACACGGGGUCUAGGGAAGGGCGGGCCCUACGGUCUCACUGAGAUGGGUCAACAGACGGUCCGAGGCUGACGCAGUUGUACCUUUGAUUCAUCUAACCCCCUGCUUUGCGUUCACGUCUUCCGCAGCUUCUGCUCUGGCCUCGCCUGGGGAGGGUCUGCGGGAUCAGGCCCCGCCGGGGUCUUCAGCGGGUCCAGGGAGGCCCAGAGGGGCAGUGCGUAAUUGGGUGCAUGAGAGUGGCCGGUCCUGGAAGUCUAAGGCUUCCCUCGGACUCCCAGGCUCCUAGCCCGAAGCCGGGGAAGAGCCCGCGCCGGGAGGAGGGACGCGAGGUCCGGAGGACGAGGAGCUCCGGAGGACGAGGAGCGCUGGCGGCCCCGCCCGUCGCAGUCCUUCUCCUCCCGCUCGCCUUCCCCGCGGCCGCGAGGGUCGCCAGAGAUGCAAGGAGCGGGUGGGGGACGGGAGCGGGAUGGGGCCGCGCCCUUGGACACGUAGCCCCCUCCGCGGACCUGACCUCACCUCGGGCCUCCGCCGUCGGGCUCCGCCGACUGGCGCCGCAGGGCGGGCCCCCUGGGGGCGGGCGGAACCGCGGGGACCCUCGAGAAGCACGGUUCAUGCCGAAGCGCCUCGGGAUCCCCGAGACGUCGGACAGCCCCGAGCGCCCUGCUGCCCUCCUGCACCCCCCAGGGGGUCCCAUCGCCGCCCUCGUGGGACCCGGGGGCUGUCGGAGGAGGCGCCAGCAGUCCGGGUGGCGGGGCACGCUGUGCACACCCCGGAUCGCAGCUGCCGGACCGCCCGCUUUCGGAACCAAGCCCCUGCUCAGGCUCCUCGUACUGACUGGGACAGGGGAGAGGUUUUCAGCUCAGUUCGAGCCCUGGUGUCCUAAGCAUCAGCCUGUCCUUUCUGCGCCCGAGGAAACGGGCAGAGGGGGCUCGGAAGGACCCGCUGUCGCCCAGAGGAAGGGACGGUGUUGUCACCUGGCUGCCUCCCCGACGACCUCGGAACUUGGAGUGGGAAGGGGGAGGGUGCACAGCCUUGAUUCAGCCCAAGAAAAGGAGUGGCUUUCUCCCCCACCCACCCCAGGGGAAAAUAAACAGUGUCUGGCAUUUUCCUGCAUUCCUGAUUUUUAACCAAACUAUUGUUGAAGGUUGGCCACCAAGGGCUGGGUUGGAGGACUUCCCCUCCGGAGCAAACCUACCCACCCCAGGCCCUGGGCGGAGUAGGCACCUCCCCCAGCCAGCCCUCCAGGAACAAUGCCCCUUUGUAGCCUGCCUUCCUAGCCCGAGGCCACCCCUCCACGCCCAGGCCUCCCACUCAGAGGACUCCACUGGAGCUUCACUGUGCUUCCAGGUCCCUGCCUGGGAAGGAAACAAAGUGACCUUCCUAAUUGCUGGGGGUAGUGGAAGGGAAGGGAAGAGUGCCUGUGCUUUGAGUGUCGGCAGGCACCUGGCUCCUCCCUGCCAGCCUUGUCCGGAGGAAUUCUUAUUCUCAGGUUCUGUACCUGAUGCGAGGUCCACAGUUGUGAAACGGUAGGGGGGUCCCAAACCCAGCCCUGUUGUGUAGAGAAAUUAUGCAUACAUAUGUACACGCCUGUAUACAUGUAUGAAUAUAUACACACAUGCGUUUUUACACACACGUAAAUUAAUAUAUGCAUUUAUACGUGUACAUUUUUUCCUUUCCACCACCCAGGGUUGAGAAUUAAUGGCGUUUUGAUGUUGUUCCCUUUCCGUCUAGAGCCUCCAAAACCGCGGCUGGCGUUUGCUUGACAGUUCUUCUGUGUGCCCCAGGAAGGAACACCUCCCCACUCCCUCCUUCUCCCAUCUCCCUCUUUCAGCUGCCCCACCUCCCCGGCGCAGGCCCCCUGCCUCCUCAUUUAGAUCGGAGAGGCAGUGCCUUCUGCUUGGGUGUGCCUCCCGAGUGGUCCUCUCCCUUCAGGCUCUGGCUUGCCCGUCCUCCCUCAAUACUCCUGCCAGUGUCUCGGUCCACUGCCAAGGCCUGGGAGGACCUGGUCCCUCCCAUCUGCUCCGCAAAAGGGCAGAACCUCAGGGGUGCUGGGAAUAAUGGUUACCCUCUCCACCCUGGGCAACUGUUGGCAGCCUCCACAGGCAUUCACACAAGCUAGAGCCAGUCCCGGACCAAAGAUGACUGCCAAAGCCCGGAGCAGUGGAUGCUGGCUAUGGGGUCACUGAGGGACCACAGACUGCAAGGUUGUUGUGAAGAGUAAAUGAAAUAACACAUUUGAAAGUUUCCGAAGUACAUCAAGUGCUUAGUAAGUGUUCAUUUCAUUGUCGGCAGUUCUAUUAGAAAUGAAGCCAGAAGAGGAUUUCCAUCAUUACAGGUCAAAAAACCUCUGGAAAUGCGGUCCAUCAAGGUCUUUGGGCCCCUCAAGCAGGACCUAGAGCUAUUUUGAAAGGAGGACGUGAAGGGGGAAUGAGGACUGGGGGUUCAGGGACUUCCCUCCUUCUUGUUUCCUGUUGAAAACAGAAGGUGCAGAAGGAAAAAACAUGGUUUUCUGGUGCAGAAGGAGAAAACAUGGUUUUCUGGUGCAGAAGGAGAAAACAUGGUUUUCUGGCAGCAUGAGUAUGUUUUGGCAACAUUUAAAAAAUUGUCCCCUUUUCUGAUCAAUGGGCUCAACUCCGGUCUCCCCCUCCCUUCCUUCCUGCCUUCACCCCUUCCUCCUUCUCCUCCCUCUUCCUCCCCACAUUUCCUCAUCUGAAACCUGGCAGUCAGAAUAAUUCAUAGGGUCACAAGAAGGGCUAAGUGGGAUAACACAGUCAAUAAAUCAGCCCUCUCUCCUUUAAGCGGUCUCUUAUUUUCCUCGUCCCCGUUGACUUCUAAUUCUCCCAGCUCCUCCGUCCCCUUCUGCACAGAGAUGGAAAGUGAGGCUGGACCAGGCCCAGAGACAAAGGGUAGGUCUGGGAAAUGUGUGGUGCCUUCAUGUCAUUCCACCCUAUUUGGAUGAUUGUCAUCAUGAUGGGCUGCUAAUAGCUUGUCACCUAGCAAGCUCCUACCAGCGGCAUUGAAGAGUAAACAGCUCCUGAAUUAUUUACUUGUAGGAACUUUUCACUGGGUGUGUGGUCACAGCAUGGAGUCCUAGAGUAAAUAAACUCAAUACUGUAAUUUGAUUCAUUUUGGGGUCGUGCCUAAACUCAACAACAUUAAAAAUGUACCUGUCUGUGCUGAGGACUCCUUGGGCAGGUAGAUGAAUGGACUUGCCGUGUUCGUCUUAGUGCUUUGUUUGGGCUUAGAGAGCUGGCUUCUCCUUUUGAGGAAGUUAGGGCCUAAAUGUUCUAGCGUGCUAUGGGAAAGGCAGUCCUGGUCCAGGGCUAUGGCUGGCUGUUCUGGCACGUCAGCAUUCCCCACCCCUUACUCCCCACGAUGUUGCCUCCUUUUAUAGUUCAAUCUGGAUCAAUGGCUUGGAAUUGGUUCAUUCAGCAACCAUUUACUAUGAUGCCUGCACAAGCUGGGUGGGAGGGGUGGUAAUAAAGACAAGACCCCUUGCUCAGGACAACUCUGAAGGGCUAUCCCGGCUUCAGAGCCCCCCAAGGGCCUGCUGAGUCCUUUGCUAUGACAGCAGCAGCCCACCCUUUCCUUUGCUUGAUGCUGUGUCCUUACAUCCCCUUUCAGGUGAUGUCCCUGAUCUCCUCAGUGACCUUCCUUCAUGCUGAUCUCAUGUCAUCGUCUGAUUCCUGAUUCCCAAGCUCAACGUGGAGCUGCCUGGAAGGUGGGCUGAGACAGACCGGGGUUUAAAUCCUGGCUCUAUCACUUAGUACCUAUGUAAUUUGAGCACUCAAGAACGCUCCUCGAUUGAGAUGUGUCUAGAGGGUCCUGACAGACCCUCCGAGAUGGGUCUGAGGUGUUCUGCUGAGCCUCAUAGGAUGCGAAGGACCAGGGAAGUCAUGACGCCUCUCCUAGAGAGAGAUGACCCGUGGUCAUAACAAGAAUGCCUUUGGAAAGACAGACCUUCAUUCUUGCUUCCAUUUGGCAUCAGUCCCAAGGGCCUCCAUCUGUUUUCUCAUCUGUGCCCGUGCCCCACGAGCAAAUCUGCACCAUCUUCUUCUUCCUCCUUUCCUGCUCAGGGGUGAAGACAGCUCACAUCCUGGUCUGCGACCUCCAUCCUCCUGCAGCUGGCCCUGGAAGGCUGCAGCUGCUUUUCUGCAACUCUUGCAAAUGAGUCUAUGGUUUACAACAGCACAGAUGGCAAAUGACACAUCAAAUGGGAGAGGGCAGUUGGUUGGGGGUCUGCCUCCAGCUCUGUUGUUCCAGAGUCCUGGGAUCCAGUC
Mustela erminea (ermine) is the source of this 4651-nucleotide messenger RNA. RefSeq lists its product as uncharacterized. The transcript is spliced from 3 exons. Bases 602 to 1498 code for a protein of 298 amino acids. The record is from RefSeq and is a predicted model, not a curated record. Lineage: Eukaryota; Metazoa; Chordata; Mammalia; Carnivora; Mustelidae.